AUGCGCGCGCAGCCGGAAGCAGCAGCAGCAGCAGCAGCAGAGGGGAAGCAGCAGCAGCAGCAGCAGCAAGGGGACAAAGGGACAAAGGGGCUGUGUGACGUGCUGCUGCUCACCGCCACCCCCAUCCCCCGAACUCAACUUAUGUCGCACUGCGGUUUGCUGCAACUCUCGAAGCUUCAGCCCAGGCCAGCAGCAGCAGCAGCAACAGCAGCAACAGCAGCAGCAGCAGCAGAAGCCGAAGCAGAAGACACGGCCUCUGGGGCCACCGCCCCAGCGGCAGCAGCAAAUUCUAAAGAGCCAGCGCAGCUGCCACACCAGCGCGCAGCAACAACAGCAGCAACAACAGCAGCAGCAGCAGCAACAGCAGCAGCAGCAGCAGGGGCCUCCCCUCGCGUACAAACGAGGGUAAUUGAGAGAGAGGACGAAGCAGCUCUAGCUGAGGUGUACGUACACCUCAAAAAAUGCAUUGCGGAGGGGCAGCAGGCCUAUUGGAUUUGUCCCUUUGUGCAGACAGGAGCUGCUGCAGCAGCAACCAGCAGCAGCAGCAGCAGCAGCAGCAGCGGCAGGGAAACAGCAGGGCGAGGGACUGCUGCUGCAGCGUUUCGAGAACUUCGCAGGAGACUGCCAGGCGUGCAGCUGGGUCUGCUGCACGGGCGGCUGCAGGGGAAGGAGCAGCAGCGAGUGCUGCAUGCGUUUGGGGCUGGAUUAAUUUCUGUUUUAGUUUCCACAACUGUUGUUGAAGUGGGAAUUGAUGUUCCUGCUGCUUCUUUUAUCGUCAUCGACGCUGCAGAGAGAUUUGGCAUUAGCCAACUCCACCAGCUGCGGGGCCGCGCCAUGAGGGACCCCAGCAGGCCGGCAGUUUGUUACCUUCUUUACAACUCCAAAAAAGAGGGUUUGGACGAGCGGGCCCAGGCCCGCCUAGCAGCAGCAGCAGCAACAAAUGAUGGAUUUAAAAUAGCAGCAAGAGAUGCAGCACUAAGGGGACAGGGAACUAUUUUCGGAAAACACCAACACGGCAGAACUGACUUAGGGCUCUUCGCGGGAAUGUCUCUUCAAGAGAAAAUGAAUUUGCAGGCGGAAGCAGCAGCAGACGCGCGGGAACUUUUGGAGAUUUAUUUAAAAUCCAACAAAAUGAAAAAUAAAUACCUUUUCAAUCACAACAACACCACUAAACCCGCAGGCUGCAGCAGCAGCGCUGCGGGGGCCCCCCAGGUGCCCCGGGAGGGCCUCGAGGAGCCUCACGGGGGCCCUGAGGGGCCCCCCCCUUGUGGGGGUUCUGGGGGGCCCCCUGAAUGGGCCAAAAGGGUAAAUGGAGCUCCAGAGGAAGAAGUUGUGGAGGAGACAAAAAGAUUACUUGAGGCCCUAAAGGCCUUAAUGCCGCAGGAGAAAACCGAUUGGAUUGUGGCAAUUUAA
Molecule: messenger RNA, 1413 nt
Organism: Eimeria tenella
Lineage: Eukaryota; Apicomplexa; Conoidasida; Eucoccidiorida; Eimeriidae
Exons: 5
Coding region: 1-1413 (470 amino acids)
Biological process (GO): DNA repair
Molecular function (GO): DNA helicase activity
Source: RefSeq, a predicted model, not a curated record